Messenger RNA from Petromyzon marinus (sea lamprey), 6929 nucleotides. RefSeq lists its product as uncharacterized. Gene Ontology annotation, cellular component: catenin complex; adherens junction. Lineage: Eukaryota; Metazoa; Chordata; Hyperoartia; Petromyzontiformes; Petromyzontidae. The record is from RefSeq and is a predicted model, not a curated record. Gene Ontology annotation, molecular function: beta-catenin binding; actin filament binding. Gene Ontology annotation, biological process: cell migration; cell-cell adhesion.
CUGCAGCAUCAUCACCCCAUCACGACCAUCGCUGUCGCCACCAUCCGCAACCGCUGGGCCCUGCUUACGCGUUGCAAUUUGAGCCAUCGUCAGGAGCAGUCGUGGUCAGACCACUGCUGCUCCUGACGAAGGCCUCCGCUAAGCCUGCCCCGCGAGCUCUCACGAAUCCUGCGAUAUUAUUGUAAAUCAACCUUAUCAGCAGUACAGUAGCUCCAUCUCCCUUGACAAACACGAAAGUAUUUCAUCGCUCCGUCUCCACGGUCGAGAAGGAAGAGAAAGACUCUGGGCGAAUGAACGAUGGAGGUCCUAGCCCUGGCGGGGCUGGCAGGGAGCGGACUUGGCUUGAGCUCGCUAGCUCCGAGCCUCAGCGCCCAGCGUGUACUCGCGCCCAUCUCCGCCCAGCUCGUCCACCUCGCUCUGCUAUGCGACUCGGCCCUCCACCACGAACAACAUCAUCAUCAUCGCCACCAUCAUCAUCCUCAUCCUUGCCCUAGCCAUCCACGCCAAAGCCAUCAACACGAGCGGCAACAGUGUCACCGCUGCGAUGUCCUUCUCAACCUGGAGCCACAGGCACAAGCGCUUGCGGAGGCAGCGGAGGCGCUGGCUGUCUCCAGCAGGAGGCUGUCGGCGGAGAGCGAGGAUGAGACGACGCGAAGGGAGAUGCCGGCCGCCGCGGAGCGGUUGCUGGUGGCCGGGCACUCCGUGCUCCUUGCCGCCCUUGACCUGCGGGUGGAGCGGCGGCGCCGGCGCCGCGUCGCCGUUGGCCGUCUGCUGUCGUCGGCCGCGGCGCUCGUGGCAGCCAUGCUCGAGGUGCUGACGAUCUCGGACGACACUGAGGUGCGCAGGGUGGAGCGAGCCGCCGAGUGGCUGCACGAGCGAGCGUCGGCCCUGGGCUCGGUGCAGUCGGCCGCGGAGUUUGCGACGGAGGCGCGCGGCUUCUCCGAGUCGCUGCUGCUGCUCACGGCGCUCGGCGAAUCCCGGGCGGCCGAGAUGCAGGCCGGGGGGCGCCGGCGCCGCCGCCUGGACCGCGCCCUCCAAACGACCCGCCGCUGCGUGCCGCUCAUCCACACGGCCGUGCGCACCAGCCUCGAGUGCCCGGGCAGCGAGCGGGCGGCCGCGGGCAGGGACCGUGCCGUGCGCAGGUUUUCCCGUGCCGUCUCCGGCGUUGCGGCCGCUGCCCUGAAAGGACGGCGGCGGAGGAGCGAGGGCGGUGACGGAGAGGUCAUCCCCGCGGACGAGGGGUCACCGCGCGACACGACGGGGGCCUUCGCCGACAACAUCUCUCGUCUUGUCGCCAUGCUGCGUCGGAUGAACCCCGGCGCGAAGCAGGAGGAGGAGCAGGAGAACGCCAGCGAGCAAACGGUAACACUGGACUGUCUGGUGGAGGCCGUGGCGGCCCAUGCCGUGACAGUGAUGGGCGAGACCGAGCACGAGGGUACGCGCAGGAGGCUUUCCGAGACGUGCCAGCGGCUCCUGCAGUGCCGCAGCCGCCUCGCAGCCCAGUUGCGAGCUCCGGGAACCGACGCAGAAUCGGCACGGGCGCCAGCUGUGAGCGGGAGCUUCUCACGUGAGCGCGAGCAGAUGCUGCGGGAGGCGGCGGCACUGCGGCGCGUCGUCACGCUCGCCGUCACGGAGCGCGUGGCGGACGCCUUCACCGAGACCACCGAGCCGCUGGAGCGGCUGCUGAGGGCGUGGGGCGAUCGCGACGGGGGGGACGAGGGCGGCCGCGAUGACGGCGCUCUCGGCCCGCUCGCCGACGCGUUCCUUGCCCACGCCGACGGCAUGGUGCGCGGCGCUGUUCUCGCUCACGCGUCCUGCGGCGACGCCCGGCGUGCGCUCGCCCUGUGUAACCGCGCGGCGCUCGCUCGCAGGCUCGCGUCAGCGGCGCGCAGAGAGCUCGCGGCCGUUGGCGUUCGGGCGCUGGCGCAGAGCGGACUCCGCCAGGAGUGGCACCGGGAAGUGGACGCCCUCCUCGCCAGCCUUUGCCGCGCCGUGGACGUGCGCGGCCUGGCCGACGCCGUCAACGCUUCGCUUGGCCGCUUCGCUCACCGCUUCGAGGACGCUGUCCGGGGAGGCGGUGGGAGCCGGGACGUCGCUGAUACGGCACGCGCCAUGGCGGGGCGAGCCAAGCUCAUGGCUCGUGCCGCCAGGUACUUCGUGAGCAACCACGAUGAUCCGCUCUUUCGCAACGGACUCCUGGCUCUGGUCGGACCGCUGGAGAGCUGCACAACGCUGUUCGCUUUUGAGGUCAACCGACACCUCCGAGCCACUGAGAGUGGGGAUGGCAGAGAACGUGGGGAGGGUGGUGAUGGAGACCUUUCAUGCUCAAAUGAGAGCCUUGUAGAGGUGGUGACCGCCUUGCUUGAGAGGUCCCAGCAGCUGGUCGGCCACGCUGGCCGGGUGCGGGAGGGUCUGUCCGGGUCCGCUUGCCAUCCAGAUCUGCUCAGCCCGCUCCGGGAGAACCUGCGGAACGAGGGACUGGAUGAGCUCACCGAGAUCCCAGAUGUGGUGGACGUUGCCAGCAGGAGGGCAGCGAUGAUGACCCGUGAGCAUUCGACUGCCGCCCAGCAUGCCUGUGAUCCGGUACAGGAUAAGCGUGCGUGCUGCGGUGUGGCAAUUGCCGCUGGUGGCCAUGAGGAUGACUGCCAAACAACUCGAAGCCGAUUCGACGACCUCUCCUUGCUGCCAGCAUUUUCGGCAGUUGUUCGCGCAGCCGGAUUGGCCCACUCGGACGAAGCCAUUAGAGGCUCGGAGAGGCGUGUGCGUACGCUGGUGGAUGGCUAUGGAGAGGCGGUCACAAAGGCCAAGCUCGGCGACCCCCGAUGUGGCGAGGACUCCACUUGGAGCGACAUCGACGGCCGAAUCUCCGAGCUGCGGGAGAUGACGUCGAGGCUGCUGGAGGAGGCAGGCCGGAUCCGGGACAGCGGGCAAGGCGACGCGUACGGCGCUGCGUCGAUAGCGCUCGCCGUGCAGUGCAGCGACGGCAUCCGCGAGCUGCAGGAGCUGCUGUCGCGCCGCCUGCAGCCGUGGCUGCGCCUCGCGCGGGAGGCGUCGGACGCGGCGGUGACCAUGGACGAGCCGAGCCCGAUCGCGGCCGUUCGAGAUGUUGCGGCCUCCCUCGCCGCGUCUGCCGCGCUCCUGCAGAAGGGUGGCGGCGACCGGUCGAGCGGCCUGAGAGUGGCGAAGGAGAGGCGCACGGGACAGGUGGAGCGGGCGACUCUCGCGAGCCCAGAGCCACACCUGGACCUAGCGCUUCUCGCUGUUGAAGAAGCCACAAGGGGCCUCGUCGAGCGCGGCAGCGGCGACCGAGCGGAGCGCGGCUCCGGCGACGCCGAUGAGCGGUGCGAGGCGGCGGUUGGGAAGUGCCUGGCGUGGGCCGCGUGCGUGACCUCGACGCUCGGUGUGCUGCGGCGUCGCACCUGCGUUGGCGGCGGUGCCACCGCGGGGCUGACGGGUGGCGUCGUGAGGGCCGUGCGGGAGGGAGACCGCCCGGCGCUGGGUGUGGAGACGCGGGCGCUCCUGGAGACGUGCGAGCGCUUGAAGGAAACCGCGGGAUUGGCGGCGCAUGCCCAAACGACGGCACGAAGCAACGGUGGUCACGGCAACAGUGACAACAGCAGCAGCGAUCAUCACCACAGCCUAACAUCACUCACGCUUGACGAGGUGGCACUCAUGAGCAGCGUGGGUGACUCGGCGUGCGAGCUGGCUCGGGAGUUGGUGGAGUCGGCGGGGCUCUUGCUCGCCCGCGCCGCUUCGCCCGGAGGGUGGGCAAUGGCUCGGCUCGCGGCACGCGUCGAGCUGCUGAGCACCGAGGUGGAGGCCAGGGCCCACAUCCUAUCCGUUCUCAUCGACCGGGCGACGGCAUCGUCCGCAAGGGCCCUCCUGGUGACACUCGGACUCGAGGAGGAGGAGGAGGAGGAGGAAAAUGAGGGGAAGGACGAGAAGUCGGGAAAGGAGGUUGCUGAAGUCGUGAGUCGCACCUGGCUGGAAGAGCAACUCUCAGAAGUGGAGGCGGCCGUGAGAGCAGCGGUGACCCAGCGGCCGAGCGACGAUCACCUCAGGGCGGCGGUGGAGUCCGCGUGCCGCAGCCUGCGGUGGUCGGCCGCGCAGAUCGACCUCGCGCUCGCAUCGCGGCGCCAGCCCGAAGUCGGGUUCUCGGCGGACGCGGCCGCCCAGGCGCAGCGUGGGGGCGAGCUGCGGGACGAGCUGCAGCUGGCGGCGUGGGCGUGGGGCGCGGCGAGCGGGAGCAUCGCCGCCGCUCUCUCCGCGCACCUCGGCCCCGAAUCCCCCACCGUCCGGGAUGUUGCUCGUCGCCUGCGGCUGGAGCCUGUGCAGGAGAACGCGUCGGCACGGGAGAAGGUGGAUGAGGAGGAAGAGGAGAAGGAGACCCGAACCGGGGUUCCAUCCGUGUCCUCGCCAAGCGCGGCGAAGGAGGCAAAGCGGCUGGGGAGUAGCGUGCCCGAGUCACCGGCUGCGGCCGCAAGGAGGGCGUUCUUUGCCGAGAUGCGGCAGGCGGGGAGAGCCGGGUGCGCGGCGCAGGUGUCGGAACCCGCGGCCGUCGAUCGUCCCCGCGUCCCAGAGGCGCCGCCUCUCCCCGCUGAGAAAGCGGCGUCCGUCUGUGGCGGAGGUGCAGCACCGUCGCCCAGCACGCACGUCAGACGCAUCGAGCCCCGGCCGUGCCCGCUCGCCCCGUGGGAUGGCAGAGCCGUGCCCGAUGUGGCACGGGUGGCACAGGACAUGGCGUCCCGCGUGCAGGACAUGGCGCUGUUCCUGCGGCGCAGGGGCCCCAUCAAGAGCCGCGAGGGACUGAUUGCGUGCGCCCGCUCGCUGGCCGUGGAUGCCCGCACGUUGGAGAGGUUCGGCGGCUCCCUGGCGGGACUGUGCGCCGAGCAGCGCUGCUCGCGCGAGCUGCUCUCCCACUCGCAGCGCGUCCUCGCCGCAGGCACUCAGAUCGCCAUCCUCGCCAGGGUGAAGGAGGCGGUCCCGCGGGACCGGGCCGCGGACGAGGCCCUCGUGCACAACGCACGGACGCUCGCGGAGGAGGCAGCGCGCGUGCUGCGGGCCGCCGAGGCUGCGAGUGUCACGGGCCUACGGGACGCUCCACCAGGAACUCCGGCGGCCGAGGCUACGGCGCUGGUGGCUCGCUGGCGGGAGAGACUACGGCAACAUCGUCGUCUGCAGGCUUUGUCCGGGCCAGGCCACUUGGAUAGCAGCCUGGGUUUGCGCAGAGCCCCGGAGCCCGGCUCGGAGCCCAGCCUGGUUCGGGGCCUCCUGCCCACGUCACACGCGACACUGCCCCAUCAGGCCUGGGCAGGUGUCAUCUGCAGAGACUGAAAUCAAACCGCAUGGGGCAGCGAAAAUGUGUUGUUUUGUCCGAAAUACCAGGCUAAUUCUGGUGGGGGUGAGGUUAAGUGGGUGUCCCCACCCAUGCAAACCAAAUUUGGCCCAUUUACAUCUUGUAAUUUAAUAUCGCUUUUCUAUAAUACAAAAGGUAAAAGUAAAUUUUAGAAUGCACAAUCCAAUGCUACAUUUGCUGCAGAGUACAGUAUUACAUUCGGAGUGCUUGGUGAGUGAUGAUUCUGCGGAGCAGCGACUGAGCCAGCAUCGCUGCUGCACGCCCUGUGCUGGCGUCGAGUGUCAAGUGGUUGAAUCUGCACGUCUCUUCCCACUACAAAAUAUAAUUUUCACGGGAACGAAAUUUCACAUGCCGCGAGAUCAAAAAAAUAUUCAGCACCCGGGGGGGGGGGGGAUUCAUCAUCCAUCCACGACAGCGUCACAGUAUCCCUGCAGUGCAACAAGAACGCCUCCACAGCACCUUUCGAGUCAUUCUAACAUGCACAUCUGAAAAGGUCAAUUAUGUUUUAAAUGUAUUAUUCAAUCGUUUCAAUGUUACUUUUGUACUGUGUUGUGAAAAGUGAUAUAGGUGUAUCAUUUUUGGGUUAGGAGUAGAGUUGCACCGAAUUCAGAACUGAAUGCAGAAUUUAGUUCCGAAAGAAGCUCCCAUUGAGAGACAAAUUUGUCUUCGAGGUUUUCCCCAGGCCGGACCCCACAGCGAUGGGAUUGGCAGAGGUUGAAUUGAGAACCUGGAAAAUUAAACGAUUGCAAAAACAGCAGCAUCAGCUGCCUUGAUUGAGCUCAACACACCCCGAAGGCGUUUUUUUUUUACAAAAAUCAACACCAGGUAUUGCAGAUGCCCAUUGUAUUGUAUAUGCAUUCAUUAAUACCCCCCCACGUGAAGGGCUCACAAGUGACGUCAUUACGUCUAUCCAUCUAAGGAACGAAACAUGAGGCUUUCUCCACAAAUCUGGCUGUCCGCCUGAUGCUAGUUGUAAUGGUGAAACUUUGUACUCGGAUUGUAAAUGGUGUGGAUUUACUCUCCAACACACCGGUGUGCUGCACUAGUAACGAAUUGGCACGUUCUGUUUACGUGACAAACCUUACUAAUUGGCUGUGUUGGGUGGUGGCGGGUUUAACGACACAUUUCUAUAUUUAUGCAAUCUAACAAAAACCUAUAUUAUGGAGCGAGAGCAGAGAUAAUAUUUUAUUGUGUCGUUUGCUCAUUUUAAACAACAAAAAACAGCCCUGCUCAGAAAAUUACAUAAACUUUAAAGUUUCCACAUAUGCUGACAUUUUUAUAAAAAAAAAAAAGCGCAUCACAUCCAGGCGUAAAGUAGAAGACGGUUUUCAAGCACCACAAAAGUCGGCACUUGGCUCAGAUUCAUAUUUACUCUGCCAAGUGUGACCGUUUACACACACACAACUCUCAAAAGUCAACACGUAAGCCUCUCGCCUUUCAUUCAUUGCGAUGCUAAUUGGUAAAUACAAUGACUUUUGCUCAUGUACAAGCCAGGUUUUCUUCAAAAAAAGCACAAUUUGUUAAGCGUUAAAGUUAACAGUAAUAAAAAGAUACCUGUGUCAACUCUAUGAAA